Drosophila biarmipes is the source of this 368-nucleotide messenger RNA. RefSeq lists its product as uncharacterized. The record is from RefSeq and is a predicted model, not a curated record. The transcript has 2 exons. The coding region runs from base 15 to 341 and encodes 108 amino acids. NCBI's taxonomy places the organism in Eukaryota, Metazoa, Arthropoda, Insecta, Diptera, Drosophilidae.
AACUUAUAAUAAUCAUGUCGUUAACAUUCUUUACUAUUCUGGUUCUCUUUGGUUUGGUAUUUUUAGGUCAGCAUCAGGCCGGUGCUGACUGUAGUGCCCAUCGCUGGAAAGACGAAACGGAUGUGGAUGAAGGAUCCUGCAGUCGGCCCCAGUUAACUAAAGAUGAAGACGAUCCCUUGGACCCCAUUGAAGACGAGCCCUUUGAAACGGUGUCAACUAUCCCAAAGGAGGAAGUGAAAAAGCCAAACACAGAAGUUCAGGAACCCUUUCUGCAAACCAUAAUUAAGGCGUUGAAGUUUAUCUGGCAGGUCCUGAGUAUUUGGAUAAACUUCAACCAAUAAAUGCGAUAAGGCACUUCUGGCAACAGA